Molecule: messenger RNA, 12179 nt
Organism: Sorex araneus (European shrew)
Lineage: Eukaryota; Metazoa; Chordata; Mammalia; Eulipotyphla; Soricidae
Gene: DNAH7
Product: dynein axonemal heavy chain 7
Exons: 64
Coding region: 124-12126 (4000 amino acids)
Biological process (GO): microtubule-based movement
Cellular component (GO): dynein complex
Molecular function (GO): ATP hydrolysis activity; minus-end-directed microtubule motor activity; dynein light intermediate chain binding
Source: RefSeq, a predicted model, not a curated record
GCUCCGGGCCGGCGGCGCGAAGGCAUCGGGGAGUGCGCGGCGAGCCGACGGGCGCCGGGUCCCUCUGCUGGGAGCUUGGCGGCGCGGGGCAGGGGCUAACGCCUUCGGCGCGGCCUCGCAGCCAUGAGCAAAGAGCAGGAUAAACCAACCAGCAAAGAAAUAUCCAAGGCACCAAAAAGAAUUUUACCAUAUCUGCCUAAGGUGAGUUCCAAGCCCCAGUGGCAGCAGGCACCUCCAUCGUUCCAUUUUAGCAUAAAGCAGGAUGAAGCUAUUCCAGAAGCGUAUACUGCUAAAAAUGAACAGUCAUAUACUGAAUACAUGGAGCAAUUUGCAAAGAAGAGCAAAUUAGAGCAAGAUGAUGAAGCUGGACCAUCCCACUCCAAAUCAAAAAGUAAAUCUCCAUACAAAGAACGAGAAAAUUUCAGAAGCACUCUCGUUAAUGUUAUUAUGAAUCAAGAUACUUCUGCCUUAGAUGUGGCUACUACUGGUGAAAGCUCACUUCCAAAAGCGACCACUUCUGCAAUAGAGAAAGACAUCUUGAGAUAUUAUUAUUAUAUUAACCAUGGAAUUGACACAGACCAUGUAGCCCCGAUGGAAGAUUCUUGGCUAGACCACGUAUUGGAUUUAGUGCCCCAACAUCUGAAAGUCCUCCAUAACAGUAUACUUGCAUUAUCUGAUGAAAUGAGGGAGGAUUAUCUACUCAGUGUAAAGAAAUCCAUAGUUGAUUUUGUUUUAAAAGACCCUCGAGAAAAAGAUGAGAAAAAGGCAGAGGAACUUCCACCCCAUCGUGCAGAAAUGGAAGUUCUUCCAAAGCCUUGGAGGAGAUCUUUCUUAGCUGCCACCAGUUUUAUUAAGGACCAUUUGAAUGCAAUGAACCCUACAAUGUUGGCUGUGCUGGAUUUAUGGCAUAAUACUUACAAAAAAUUACGUUUAGUUGAUGUAGAAGAAUUUCACAAUCGCCAGGAGGCAUUAGAGCUGUCCAGUUUUCAGACCAUUGUCAUGAGACACAUGGAAACUGCUAAAGAAACUCUAGUUAAAAUGUGGUUUCCAGAAGUGCAGAAUAUUUAUUACCAAGGUAAUAAAAAAAAGCAAUUACCACCUAGUGACAACAGUGCCAAAUUAGAAUCUUUUUUCAACUGUGCUGCUACCCUCAUGACUUUACAGCUGCAGGACCUCACCUUGGUCUCCAUGCAGGAUUUCACAAACUUGAUUGCACAACCCCCUGGUUCUGUUAGAGCUUUUGAACAUCCAGGAUUUGUUAUGAGACUAAUCCUUGAUAACAAUACUAUUAAGUUUGAGCCUGAAUUCACUGAUUAUAUAGACAUCUUUCUAAAUGUUUAUGAUGUCAUGAUUAAAGCUGUCAGUUUUGUGCCAAGAAUUGAGACAAAAUUGUAUUCUAAGUGGGAAAGUAAGUCUAAGCCAACCACCUUGAAGCCUGUAAUUCUGAAUGAAAUUGUGGAAGCUCACAAAAACAAAGUUAGGGAAGUGAUUAUGAAAGAGAGUUUGGCACCUCAAGAGCACCUCAAACUCUAUGAUAAGUAUGAGUUUUUGAUUACCAGAAAAGCUGAGCAAGAUGUAGAUGCUUUUCUUGCAGAAAAUCCUACUUAUGAGAAAAUAAUAGAAGAAAUACGCAAAUACAAAAAGCUAAUAGAAGAAAUACAGUAUACAUCUAGAAAGACUAUUCGUUUGGGGAUGUUUGAAAUGCGCUGUGACGAAUUAAUCAGAGCUUUGGUGAAGCGGGCAGAAGCUAUUUGUGGAAAACUUAUAGCUCAAAUGUUCAGAGAUCAUCAGGAAGCUAACACAAGAUUAUGCAAUGAAUUUGAAAAGAUUGCUGAAAAAGCCCUUAGCACACCUCCAAAUACAGCAGAACUAAUGGAAAUGAAGGCUUAUAUUCAGAAAGUAGAAUCAGUUGAUAUGGUUGAACUGGAACAGAAGCUGGUUGAUUCCAAAAACUGCCUUGCCUUCCUCAUUGAGUGUGCCACCUUUUCUCCGGCAGACCUUAGACUCAAUAAUAAUGUUUUCCAGUGGUAUGGAAGAAUGGAUGAGAUUUUUGAUGAACACAGGAAGAUCAUUAAAGAGAAAACUGAACAAUAUCAAGACGGUCUCAAGUUACGGUGUGAGCGGUUUCAGGAGGAAUUGGAGAGUUAUGCUAAGCAGGCAGAAGAAUUUUACUCAUUUGGAGACCUUCAAGAUGUCCAGCGAUAUUUGAAAAAGGCUCAGAUCCUGAAUGGAAAGUUGGAUUCAGCAGCAGACAAGAUUGAUCAAUUUAAUGCUGAAGAAGAGGCAUUUGGUUGGCUGCCAUCUAUAUAUCCUCAACGUAAAAAAAUCCAAGAUGCUUUGAACCCUUAUCUUCGUCUCUAUGAAACUGCUGUUGAAUUUGGUACCAAAUAUAGAACAUGGACAGAAGGCCCAUACAACAAAGUGAAUCCUGAUCAAGUAGAAACAGAUGUUGGAAAUUACUGGAGAGGACUGUAUAAGCUGGAGAAAACUUUCCACGAUUCCCCACAUGCAUUGUCAAUGACAAAGAAAGUAAGAGCGAAGGUGGAAGAUUUCAAGCAGCACAUUCCUCUCAUUCAAGUGAUCUGCAAUCCUGGUUUGCGUCCCAGGCACUGGGAGGCCAUGUCCAGAAUUGUUGGUUACACUCUGCAGCCUUCAGAUGAUUCUACUGUCUUCUCUUUUUUAGACAUGAAUCUAGAACCAUACUUAGAUAAAUUUGAAGGUAUUAGUGAAGCUGCUAGCAAAGAAUAUUCUCUCGAAAAGGCCUUGGAGAAGAUGAUUAAUGAGUGGGAUGCCAUGGAGUUUGUCAUUCUUUCUUAUAGAGAAUCUGGUACAUAUAUUUUGUCUUCAGUUGAUGAAAUUCAGAUGCUGUUGGAUGACCACAUUGUUAAGACACAAACUAUGCGAGGAUCUCCUUUCAUUAAGCCUUAUGAAAAACAGAUGAGAGAGUGGGAGGGCAAGCUCCUGUUGCUCCAGGAGAUUCUGGAUGAAUGGCUUAAGGUCCAAGCCACGUGGCUGUAUUUGGAGCCCAUAUUCAGUUCCCCAGACAUUAUGUCUCAGAUGCCUGAGGAAGGCAGACGGUUUACAACUGUUGAUAAAACGUGGAGAGAUAUAAUGAAAACUGUCAUACAGGAUAAACAUGUUUUGUCAGUUGUAAAUAUAGAAAGAAUGCUGGAAAGACUUAAAAAAUCUAAUGAACUUUUGGAGCUUAUUCUUAAAGGACUUAAUGAAUACUUGGAAAAGAAACGUCUCUUCUUCCCUAGAUUCUUUUUCUUAUCAAAUGAUGAACUUCUUGAAAUACUCUCUGAGACUAAAGAUCCCACUAGGGUGCAGCCUCACUUGAAGAAAUGUUUUGAAGGAAUUGCAAAGGUAGAAUUCACAGAAACUUUAGAUAUUACUCACAUGAAGAGCAGUGAAGGAGAAGUUGUGGAGCUCACAGACACCAUUUCAACAGCCAAAGCUAGAGGCCAAGUGGAGAAAUGGUUGCUUGAGUUAGAGAAAAUUAUGAUUAAGUCUGUCCACAAGGUAAUUAAAGAUGCGAUUCUUGCAUACACAAACUUUGAACGAAUUAUCUGGGUAAGGGAUUGGCCUGGACAAACAGUUCUCUGUGUAUCCCAAACCUUUUGGACUCUAGAAGUACAAAAAGCUAUUUCACAGGGACAAACGUUUCUUGAGCAAUAUUUGGAAAAAUGUAACAAGCAAAUUGAUGAUAUUGUCACCUUGGUUCGUGGCAAAUUGUCCAAGCAGAAUCGUGUCACACUGGGAGCCCUUGUGGUACUAGAUGUUCAUGCAAGAGAUGUCCUCGCUAUACUUGUUAAUAAAAGGGUUAGCAACGAGAAUGACUUUGAAUGGCUAAGUCAGCUUAGGUACUAUUGGAAAGAUAAUAAUUUAGAAACACAUAUGAUCAAUGCCAGUUUGCGGUAUGGAUAUGAAUAUCUGGGUAACUCUCCUAGGCUGGUUAUUACUCCACUCACUGAUAGAUGCUAUAGAACCUUAUUUGGAGCACUCCACCUGCACCUUGGAGGAGCACCUGAGGGACCAGCUGGCACUGGAAAAACAGAAACUACCAAAGAUUUAGCAAAGGCUGUUGCCAAACAAUGUGUUGUUUUCAACUGCUCAGAUGGGCUGGAUUAUCUGGCUUUAGGAAAGUUCUUUAAGGGACUGUUAUCUUGUGGAGCCUGGGCUUGCUUUGAUGAGUUUAACAGAAUUGAUUUGGAAGUGCUUUCUGUGGUUGCUCAACAAAUUCUUACCAUACAAAGAGGCAUUAAUGCAGGUGCCGAGUUACUAGUGUUUGAAGGAACUGAACUAAAACUUGACCCCACUUGUGCUGUCUUUAUAACAAUGAACCCUGGGUAUGCUGGCCGAUCAGAGCUGCCAGAUAACCUAAAGGCUCUCUUUAGGACAGUUGCGAUGAUGGUGCCCGACUAUGCUAUGAUUGCCGAAAUUGUCCUGUAUUCCUGUGGGUUUGUCACUGCUCGGCCUCUGUCAGUGAAAAUUGUGGCCACGUAUCGCUUGUGUUCAGAGCAGUUAUCAUCACAGCAUCACUAUGACUAUGGCAUGAGAGCCGUGAAGUCAGUGCUCACUGCUGCUGGAAACCUAAAGCUGAAAUACCCAGAUGAAAAUGAAGAAAUUUUGCUGCUUAGGUCUAUUAUUGAUGUAAAUCUGCCGAAAUUUUUGUCACAUGAUUUACCACUCUUUGAGGGAAUUACUUCAGAUUUGUUUCCUGGGGUAAAAUUGCCAAAACCAGAUUACAAUGAUUUACUGGCAGCUAUCAAAGAGAACUGUGACUCCAUGAAUUUGCAAAUGACCCCAUUCUUUUCUGAGAAGAUUCUUCAAAUAUAUGAAAUGAUGAUUGUACGUCAUGGUUUUAUGAUUGUUGGAGAACCAUUUGGAGGAAAAACAUGUGCUUAUCGUGUCUUAGCUGGAGCAUUGAAUGAUAUUUGUGAAAAGGGGUUAAUGGAAGAAAACAAGGUUCAAAUUACUGUUUUAAAUCCUAAGUCUGUCACCAUGGGACAGCUAUAUGGACAGUUUGAUUUAGUGUCCCAUGAAUGGUCUGAUGGGAUCCUUGCUGUUAGUUUCAGAGCAUUUGCUGCUUCAGCGACACCAGAUAGGAAAUGGUUAAUUUUUGAUGGGCCAGUAGAUGCAGUAUGGAUUGAGAAUAUGAAUACUGUACUUGAUGACAACAAAAAACUCUGUCUGAUGAGCGGGGAGAUUAUUCAAAUGUCACCACAGAUGAAUCUAAUUUUUGAACCAAUGGAUUUAGAAGUUGCUUCUCCUGCCACUGUUUCCAGAUGUGGUAUGAUUUACAUGGAGCCUCAAAUGUUAGGCUGGAGACCGCUGAUGUUGUCUUGGAUAAAUCUUUUACCAGAAUCAAUCACAGAUAUUCAGAAGGAAUUUAUUAUAAACUUAUUUGACAGAAUGGUCCCUGUUUCUGUUGAAUUUAUUAGAAAGCAUGCAAAGGAAUUAUCUCCUACGUCAGAUACAAACUUAGUCCGAAGUUUAAUGAAUCUAGUUGACUGUUUCAUGGAUGAAUUUAUGGAUGAUGCCAAAGUGAAAGAUAGAAAUGAUCGAGAAGUUUUUUCUUUGCUUGAGGGCAUUUUUAUCUUUUCAUUGAUAUGGUCCAUUGGCGCUUCUUGUAAAGAUGAUGAUCGAUUGAGAUUUAAUAAGGUUCUUCGAGAACUAAUGAAUGGCCCAAUUUCAGAUAUCACUCGAGAAAGGUAUAAAAUACUGAGUGGCACUGAAGAAAUUUCUACAAAAGCACUAACAGUUCCAUUUCCUGAAAACGAAACAAUUUAUGAUUAUCAGUUUAUCACUGAGGGAAUAGGAAGAUGGGAACCAUGGAUAAAAAAAUUGGAUGAGGCUCCUCCAAUUUCUAAGGAUGCACAAUUUAAUGAAAUCAUUGUACCAACUCUGGACACAAUUCGAUACUCUAUGUUAAUGAGUUUGUUGACUACUCAUCAAAAGCCUUCACUAUUUGUAGGACCAACAGGAACUGGAAAGAGUUCUUAUAUUAUUAAUUUUCUUUUAAAUCAACUCAAUAAAGAAACCUACAGACCUCUGCUCAUUAACUUCUCAGCACAAACCACAGCAUCUCAAACUCAGAAUAUUAUCAUGUCUAAACUGGACAAAAGAAGAAAAGGAGUUUUUGGUCCACCUUUGGGAAAACAAAUGGUUGUCUUUGUAGAUGAUGUCAAUAUGCCUGCUCGGGAGGUAUAUGGUGCCCAACCUCCCAUUGAAUUACUUAGACAGUGGUUAGAUCACUGGAAUUGGUAUGACCUAAAAGAUUGUUCUAUGAUUAAACUAGUGGACAUACAAAUCUUGUGUGCUAUGGGACCUCCAGGUGGUGGUCGAAAUCCAGUAACUCCUCGAUACAUGAGACAUUUCAAUAUUAUAACAAUCAAUGAAUUUAGUGACAAGUCCAUGUUUACUAUCUUCUCUAGAAUUUUAAAUUGGCAUUUAAAAACAUGUUAUAAAUUUCCAGAAGACUUUCUAGAUUUGACAACACAAAUUGUAAAUGGUACAAUGACUCUGUAUAAAGAAGCAAUGAAGAAUCUCUUGCCUACUCCAGCUAAAUCUCACUACUUGUUCAACCUCCGGGAUUUCUCCAGAGUCAUACAGGGUGUGUGUUUGUCAAGGCCAGAAACAGCAGAAACCAAAGAAGUGAUUAAACGUCUUUGGGUCCAUGAGGUCCUUAGGGUGUAUUAUGAUCGCCUUCUGGAUAAUGCAGAUCGAAGUUGGCUGAUAAACUACAUUCAAGAAAUUUUGAAAACUUACAUGGGUGAAGAUUUUUCUGAGCUUUUUAAGAGUUUGGAUUUUGAUAAGGAUGGCAAUGUGGAAGAAGAUGACUUACGGAGCUUAAUGUUUUGCGAUUUCCAUGAUAUCAAGAGGGAGGAUACUAACUACAGAGAAAUUGAAAAUGUAGAUAGUCUUCGAGUAAUAGUGGAAGCUCACCUAGAAGAAUAUAAUAACAUGAGCAAAAAACCCAUGAACCUUGUUUUAUUUCGCUUCGCUAUUGAACAUAUCAGCAGGAUUUCCAGGAUCCUGAAGCAGCCUCGCAGUCAUGCUCUCUUGGUUGGUGUUGGAGGAAGUGGAAGGCAGUCUGUUACCAGAUUAGCUGCCCACAUGGCUGAUGACGCAGUUUUCCAGGUUGAAAUCACCAAGGGUUAUGGGAAUGUUGAGUGGCGUGAAGAUUUAAAAGUGAUUUUAAGGAAAUGUUCUGAAGGGGAGAUGCACGGUGUUUUCCUAUUUACAGAUACGCAGAUUAAAAAGGAGUCAUUCCUAGAAGAUGUGAACAAUCUGCUAAAUGCUGGGGAGGUUCCAAAUCUCUUUGCAUUAGAUGAGAAGCAGGAGAUAUGCGAUAAGAUGCGUCAGUUAGAUCGUCAACGAGAUAAAACCAAACAAACAGAUGGAAGCCCUGUAGCUCUUUUCAACAUGUUUAUCGAUCGAUGUCGCAACCAACUGCAUGUUGUCCUCGCUAUGAGUCCUAUUGGAGAUGCAUUUCGGAAUCGUCUUAGAAAGUUUCCUGCUCUUGUUAACUGCUGUACAAUAGACUGGUUUCAGUCAUGGCCUGAAGAUGCACUACAGGCAGUUGCCUCACGCUUCUUGGAAGAAAUUGAAAUGUCAGAGGAAGUACGAGAAGGCUGUAUCGACAUGUGUAAAAGCUUCCACACAUCUACUAUAGAAUUAUCAACAUCCUUCUAUAUCGAGCUUCAAAGAUACAAUUAUGUGACUCCUACCUCUUAUCUUGAAUUAAUCUCCACCUUUAAAUUAUUAUUAAAGAAAAAAAGAAGUGAAGUAAUGAUGAUGAAAAAGAGGUAUGAAGUGGGUUUGGAGAAACUGGAUUCAGCUGCCUCUCAAGUAGCCUCAAUGCAAUUAGAGUUGGAAGCCCUACAGCCUCAAUUAAAAGUUGCUAGUAAAGAGGUUGAUGAAAUGAUGGUAAUGAUUGAGAAGGAGUCUAUAGAAGUUGCCAAAACUGAAAAAAUAGUUAAAGCUGAUGAAACAGUGGCAAAUGAGCAAGCUAUGGCUGCCAAGGCCAUCAAAGAUGAAUGUGACGCCGACCUUGCUGAGGCCUUGCCAAUACUGGAGUCUGCACUGUCAGCCCUGGAUACACUCACAGCCCAGGACAUCACAGUGGUAAAAUCCAUGAAGAGUCCUCCAGCUGGUGUCAAGCUUGUGAUGGAAGCAAUAUGUAUCUUGAAAGGCAUCAAAGCUGACAAAAUCCCUGACCCAACAGGUACAGGGAAAAAAAUAGAGGAUUUCUGGGGUCCAGCUAAGAGACUUCUUGGUGACAUUCGAUUUCUACAAUCUCUUCAUGAAUAUGACAAGGACAAUAUUCCUGCAUCUUAUAUGAAUAUCAUAAGAAAAAAUUAUAUCCCAAAUCCUGAUUUUGUUCCAGAGAAAAUUAGAAAUGCUUCCACAGCUGCCGAAGGUCUGUGUAAAUGGGUGAUAGCAAUGGAUUCAUAUGAUAAAGUGGCAAAAAUAGUAGCUCCCAAAAAGGUAAAACUGGCAGCAGCUGAAGGGGAGCUUAAAAUUGCCAUGGAUGGUCUUAGAAAGAAGCAGGCAGCUCUCUAUGAAGUUCAGGCCAAACUGGCCAAGCUGCAAGACACACUUGAGUUAAAUAAACAAAAGAAAGCUGACUUGGAAAAUCAGGUUGACUUAUGCAGUAAAAAGCUAGAACGAGCUGAACAAUUGAUUGGAGGCCUGGGAGGUGAGAAAACACGGUGGAGUCAAACUGCUCAGAUGCUGGGCGUGCUGUACUUCAACCUGACGGGGGACAUCCUCAUUUCCUCGGGAAUUAUCGCUUACUUGGGAGCUUUCACAUCUAGCUAUCGACAGAACCAAACCAAGGAGUGGUCAGUUUUGUGCAAAGGAAGAGGCAUCCCCUGCUCUGAAGAUUAUUCUCUUAUGAGUACCCUGGGAGAAGCAGUGACAAUUCGUGUCUGGAAUAUUGCAGGUUUACCUUCAGAUUCAUUUUCCAUUGAUAAUGGAAUCAUCAUAAUGAAUGCACGGAGGUGGCCUCUGAUGAUAGAUCCUCAAGGUCAGGCUAAUAAAUGGAUCAAAAACUUUGAGAAAGCCAAUAGUCUUCAUGUCAUUAAAUUAAACGAUUCUGACUAUGUCAGGACUCUGGAAAAUUGCAUACAGUUUGGUACCCCAGUGUUGCUAGAAAAUGUUGGAGAAGAACUAGAUCCUAUAUUGGAGCCUCUUCUACUAAAACAGACCUUUAAGCAGGGUGGAAGUACUUGUAUCCGACUUGGAGACUCUACCAUUGAAUAUGCACCGGACUUCCGCUUUUAUAUCACCACCAAGCUGCGAAAUCCUCAUUAUCUGCCUGAAACAUCAGUAAAGGUAACCUUACUAAACUUCAUGAUAACUUCUGAAGGAAUGCAGGACCAGCUUUUGGGAAUCGUGGUGGCUCGCGAAAGACCAGACCUGGAGGAAGAAAAGCAAGCCUUGAUCUUGCAAGGAGCUGAAAAUAAAAGGCAGUUAAAAGAAAUAGAAGACAAGAUUUUAGAAGUUCUUUCAUCUUCUGAAGGCAAUAUAUUAGAAGAUGAAACAGCUAUUAAGAUAUUAUCUUCCUCCAAGGCUUUAGCUAAUGAGAUUUCUCAAAAACAGGAAGUAGCUGAAGAGACAGAGAGAAAGAUUGAUAAUGCCCGCAUGGGCUAUCGUCCGAUUGCAGUCCAUUCCACCAUCCUAUUUUUCUCUAUUGCUGAUUUAGCUAACAUCGAACCCAUGUACCAAUAUUCAUUAACCUGGUUUAUUAACCUUUUCAUCCUGUCUAUAGAAAAUUCAGAGAAAUCUGAAAUCUUAUCAGAUAGGCUUAAGAUUCUCAAAGAUCACUUCACUUACUCCCUUUAUGUUAACAUCUGCCGGUCACUCUUUGAAAAAGAUAAGCUACUUUUUUCCUUUUGUCUAAAUAUAAAUCUGCUGCUACAUGAGCAUAAGGUUAAUAAAGCUGAGUGGAGAUUUCUGCUAACUGGUGGCAUUGGUCUAGAUAAUCCUUAUACCAACCCUUGUACCUGGCUUCCUCAAAAAUCCUGGGAUGAAAUAUGUAGAUUAGAUGAAUUGCCUCACUUCAGAUCGAUUCGUAAGGAGUUUGUUCAUUUAAAGGAUGGUUGGAAAAAAGUGUAUGAUAGCCUGGAACCACAUCAUGAACAUUUUCCUGAGGAAUGGGAAAGUAGAGCAAAUGAGUUUCAAAGAAUGCUUAUCAUUCGUUGCUUGAGGCCAGACAAGGUGAUUCCGAUGGUGCAAGAAUUUAUCACUGGUAGAUUAGGACGCCCCUUCAUUGAGCCACCCCCCUUUGAUCUAGCCAAUGCAUUUGGAGAUAGUAACUGCUGUGCCCCUCUGAUUUUCAUACUCUCCCCUGGAGGGGACCCCAUGGCUGCCCUUCUCAAAUUUGCAGAUGAUCAGGGAUAUGGAGGAGCAAAACUUAGCUCCUUAUCUCUUGGUCAAGGCCAAGGGCCCAUUGCUAUGAAGAUGCUAGAAAAAGCUGUAAAGGAUGGAACCUGGGUUGUUCUUCAGAAUUGUCACCUUGCCACAUCUUGGAUGCCAACCCUUGAGAAAGUUUGUGAGGAAUUAAGUCCAGACACAACACAUCCAGACUUCCGGCUUUGGCUUACAAGUUACCCAUCUCCAAAUUUCCCCGUGUCUGUGCUGCAGAAUGGAGUGAAAAUGACCAAUGAAGCACCGAAAGGUUUACGGGCUAAUAUCAUUCGAUCAUACCUGAUGGACCCGAUCUCUGACCCUGAGUUCUUUGGCAGCUGCAAAAAGCCUGAGGAAUUCAAGAAACUGCUUUAUGGCCUCUGUUUCUUUCAUGCCUUGGUACAAGAAAGACGGAAAUUUGGACCCCUGGGGUGGAAUAUUCCUUACGAGUUCAAUGAGACUGACCUAAGAAUCAGUGUACAGCAACUCCACAUGUUUCUGAACCAGUAUGAGGAACUGCCUUUUGAUGCUCUGCGAUACAUGACUGGGGAGUGCAAUUACGGUGGCAGAGUGACUGACGACUGGGACCGGCGCACGCUGCGCAGCAUCCUGAACAAGUUCUACAAUCCGGAAUUAGUUCAAAGUGAACAAUAUAAAUUUGACUCAAGCGGCAUCUAUUUCGUUCCUCCCUCUGGUGAUCACAAAAGCUAUAUCGAAUAUACAAAGACUCUACCGUUGACCCCAGCACCAGAAAUCUUUGGGAUGAAUGCCAAUGCAGAUAUCACUAAAGACCAGUCAGAAACUCAACUGUUAUUCGAUAAUAUUCUUCUUACACAGUCUCGUUCAGCAGAAGCUGGUGCAAAAUCAUCCGAUGAAGUAGUAAAUGAUGUUGCUGGAGACAUCUUGGGUAAACUUCCACACAACUUUGAUAUUGAGGCUGCAAUGAGGAGAUUUCCGACAACCUAUACUCAGAGUAUGAACACUGUGCUUGUCCAAGAGAUGGGAAGGUUCAAUAAGUUGCUGCAUACCAUAAGGGAAUCAUGCAUUAACAUUCAGAAAGCAAUCAAGGGGCUGGUAGUGAUGUCAACAGAGCUUGAAGAAGUAACUAAAAGUAUUCUAAAUGUCAAAAUUCCAGCAAUGUGGAUGGGUAAAUCCUAUCCAAGCCUUAAACCACUUGGGAGCUAUGUGAAUGACUUCCUAGCAAGAUUAAAAUUCUUGCAGCACUGGUAUGAGGUUGGCCCUCCUCCAGUCUACUGGCUUUCUGGCUUCUUCUUCACACAAGCCUUUCUAACUGGAGCCCAGCAGAACUACUCCAGGAAAUAUACAAUCCCUAUUGAUCUUCUUGGGUUUGACUAUGAAGUAAUGGAAGACAAAGAGUAUAAGCAUGGUCCCGAAGAUGGUGUUUUUAUUCAUGGACUAUUUCUGGAUGGAGCUUCCUGGAAUAGAAAGAUAAGAAAACUUGGAGAAUCAUAUCCCAAAAUUCUUUAUGAUACGGUGCCUGUGAUGUGGCUAAAGCCCUGUAAGAAGGUAGAUAUACCAGAACGACCAAGUUAUGUUGCUCCAUUAUACAAGACAAGUGAGCGAAGAGGAACACUAUCCACCACUGGACAUUCUACAAAUUUUGUAAUUGCCAUGACUCUUCCCUCAGACCAACCCCCAGAGCACUGGAUUGGACGGGGUGUAGCAUUAUUAUGCCAACUUAAUUCAUAAUUAGAAGAUAUAUUAUCAUUUCCCUGUUCUAGAUAGCUGAGCAGGAAAAAGAC